Messenger RNA from Manihot esculenta (cassava), 1021 nucleotides. RefSeq lists its product as uncharacterized. NCBI's taxonomy places the organism in Eukaryota, Viridiplantae, Streptophyta, Magnoliopsida, Malpighiales, Euphorbiaceae. The transcript is spliced from 3 exons. The record is from RefSeq and is a predicted model, not a curated record. Gene Ontology annotation, cellular component: cytosol; nucleus. Gene Ontology annotation, biological process: tRNA wobble uridine modification; protein histidyl modification to diphthamide. Gene Ontology annotation, molecular function: metal ion binding. The coding region runs from base 75 to 812 and encodes 245 amino acids.
CGAUUUUCCAAUGUCUUUCUCCUUCUGUUCUUCCAUGUGAAGUCAAAGAGAAACCAAACCAGAGCUCGCUAACAAUGGCAGCCACGACUCAUAGAUAUUUACUGUUGAUAUUUCUGGCAGCAGUAUCGUCGCUGUUGUUGGUGGAAUCUGGCGACACGAAUCACAUCUACCGGCCUUGCAGUGACACCACCGUACAGCGGUCGGAUGGGUUUACUUUUGCCAUCGCAUUUGCAUCGAGGACCGCCUUCUUCUAUAAGAAUAAUAGCAGCCUUCAGUUAUCUCCUUGCGAUUCAAGGCUAUCCCUCUCUAGCCAGAAUUCUCAGAUCUCCGUUUUUAGACCUAAAGUCGACGAGAUCUCUCUCCUAACGAUUAACACCUCUUCCUCCUCUCCGGACAAUUAUGGUGGAUAUAUGGUCGCAUUUGCUGGGAGAAAAUAUGCUGCAAGGUCGCUUCCUGCUUUUGUCGCAAACAGCACAUACACUGUGACAAGCUUCACUCUGGUUCUUGAGUUUAAGAAGGGCAGGCUGCAAAACCUUUACUGGAAAAGGGAUGGAUGCACUAGAUGUACGGGAAACAAUAACUUUGUUUGUCUUAACAAUCAGGAUUGUGCAAUCAGAACAUCGAACUGCAAAAACCAUGGAGGUUCAGUAGAUUGCAGCCUUGGUAUCCAAUUGGCCUUCUCUGGCACGGAUAAGCAUCUUGCAGUUCUCAACUCAUGGUAUGAGGUGGAAAAUCUGAGGCAGUACUCACUUUUUGGCCUUUACUCAAAUCUCAGGAAUUCUCUGACUAGCCAGUAUAAUAAGAUAUUUUAAUUGUGCUUAUAGAAGUUUUGCUCCUGAUUUGUUGGAAUUUUCCCCUCCUUGAUUUUGAAGUUGCCCACCUCUACCCUUUGCUGAUGAGUGCUUCCACUCGCAUGUUGCCAUCUCUUUGCGGUUAUUGUGUGUAAAUUUAGAAAUACUAUCGGUUUUUUGUGAUUAUAUAUGAAAAAGAAAAAGAGAAAAUGUUACAGUUGAAAUUUCAA